Messenger RNA from Gossypium raimondii (Peruvian cotton), 2094 nucleotides. RefSeq names its product probable serine/threonine-protein kinase At1g01540. Gene Ontology annotation, molecular function: protein kinase activity; ATP binding. The record is from RefSeq and is a predicted model, not a curated record. The transcript is spliced from 7 exons. Lineage: Eukaryota; Viridiplantae; Streptophyta; Magnoliopsida; Malvales; Malvaceae. The coding region runs from base 263 to 1831 and encodes 522 amino acids. Gene Ontology annotation, biological process: protein phosphorylation.
AAAUUUCCCAUAUUAAAAUUCUAGAAGUCGCAUCAUGCCAGCUGCUGCUCUCGUUUUUCUCUUAGUAACUCUCUUCUAAAAUCUCUCUUUCUUUGACUCUCUCACUGUUCGUUUACAAUUAUUUAGCCUCAUUCCCUUCAGCAGUUGUUCCACUCCACCUCACAAAAAGGAAGGAACCGAGAGAUUACUUUUCAAUUUUGACCGUGUUUUAGAUGCUAAAGAAACGAAACCGAGUAACUAGUGAGGAGGAGGAGGAGCAAUCAUGUCUGAUUAUUCCUUCUUAAACGAUCAGCUCUCGAAGCGCACCUCAAUUUUCGGUUUGCGUAUGUGGGUUGUUCUUGGAAUCUGCGUUGGAGCUGCUAUCGUCAUUGUUCUCUUCCUUAUCUCCCUUUGGUUUACUUCUAAACGCCAGAACAAAGCCACCGGUAGCAGCCACAACGGCAGCUUCAAGCCUAUUCAUAACUCUACUAUCCCCAGUGUUUCCAAAGAGAUUCAGGAAAUCCGGGUCGACCCAUCUCGUCAUUCUAAUCCUGACGUCAAGCUUCACCAAGCUUCAAACCCUGACCCACUUCCAGAAUCCGACCAUGUAUUGGCGCUUCAUUCAGAAGAAGACAGCAGCGCUAUCUCUGGCCGCAACAGAAUCCACAUUGAGAUAGGAAAGGAUCAUCGGAUUGCAUAUCCGGAACGUGGAGCCGGGUCGGGUCAUGGAUCGGGUGAGUCCCGUUCUGGUGAUCAGGGGACGGCGAUUAUGGCGGUUCCGGAAGUUUCCCACUUGGGGUGGGGACAUUGGUAUACUUUGAGAGAGCUUGAGGAGGCUACUGAUGAAUUUGCUGCUGAGAAUGUGAUUGGUGAAGGCGGCUAUGGAAUUGUUUACCGUGGCGUCUUGGAAGAUAAUACAAAUGUUGCUGUGAAGAAUCUACUAAAUAAUAGGGGCCAAGCUGAAAAGGAGUUUAAGGUUGAAGUGGAAGCAAUUGGACGCGUACGACAUAAGAAUUUGGUGAGGUUACUUGGUUAUUGUGCGGAAGGAGCUCAUAGGAUGCUUGUUUAUGAGUACGUUGACAAUGGGAAUUUAGAACAAUGGCUUCAUGGAGAUGUUGGGCCUUGCAGUCCUCUUACAUGGGAGAUCCGUAUGAAUAUAGUGCUCGGAACUGCAAAAGGGUUGACAUAUCUGCACGAGGGACUCGAGCCUAAAGUUGUUCAUCGCGAUAUCAAGUCGAGCAAUAUUUUGCUUGACAAGCAGUGGAAUCCAAAAGUAUCUGACUUUGGCCUAGCGAAGCUUUUGGGUUCGGAAAGGAGCUAUGUGACAACUCGCGUGAUGGGAACAUUUGGAUAUGUGGCUCCUGAAUAUGCUAGCACUGGCAUGUUAAAUGAGAGAAGUGAUGUGUACAGCUUUGGCAUUCUUCUCAUGGAAUUAAUUUCUGGAAGAAAUCCAGUAGAUUAUAGCCGGCCUCAAGGAGAGGUAAAUCUGGUCGAGUGGCUUAAAGCAAUGGUUACCAAUCGGAAUUCAGAGGGUGUUUUGGAUCCAAGGUUACCGGAAAAACCUUCUUCUAGAGCACUGAAGCGAGCCCUUUUAGUCGCUUUACGCUGUGUGGACCCAAAUGCUCAGAAAAGGCCUAAGAUGGGGCAUGUGAUUCAUAUGCUCGAGGCUGAUGACUUCCCGUUUAGAGAUGACCGCAGAGCUGGAAGGGAAAACAUGCGGUCACUACGAGAUGGCCUGAAGGAUAGAUUGACAGAUAAACCUGUAAAUGAAUCAGGUGACAGUAGUGGAUAUGAAAGUGGCGCCCAUACUAAUAGAUCAAUAUGGAGAAAACAAGAAUCUGAAGAGCCAUAGCUUUGCAAACUCAAGUUAAGGUGAAUUGGCACAUUUUCUUCAGCUAAUUCCUUACAUCCAGAGCUAGCUCAGGCAAUCAGACUACUUUUUUUUCCCUGUACAUGUAUAAACAUGAUUCAUGUUGUCUUUAAAUGGAAUUUGUUUUUUCUUUUUGUAGAUUAUGUAGGUAUUUUAUGCCAAUCUCAGUAUGUCAUUUGCUAUUUAGUGCAUGUAAUACUGCUUCUUCGCAUAUAUAGUUUCAUCUUGUGCUGUAACUUUACCAA